GGGUAUCUCUGAUGAGGUGGGAUCCAUGUAUUCAACCGCUGUUGGUUCAUGGGGUGUUCUUUAACUCGGUCAAACUCUAUCUGCUUGCGGCAUUUUGCACUUCCUUGGCACGUCGUAUGACAACCAGCCAGAUCCACAUAAUAGAUAGAAACUUAAAAGGAAAGAUCAUAUACCACUAGGAGAGGAAUACACCUAGGUG
Messenger RNA from Aspergillus pseudotamarii, 199 nucleotides. RefSeq lists its product as uncharacterized. NCBI's taxonomy places the organism in Eukaryota, Fungi, Ascomycota, Eurotiomycetes, Eurotiales, Aspergillaceae. The transcript has a single exon. The record is from RefSeq and is a predicted model, not a curated record. The coding region runs from base 12 to 179 and encodes 55 amino acids.